UAAAGGACACCAGCCUCUGUUUCAACGUCACGGUGCAAAGGAGACAAAACAAGAGCCUAGACUUUCCACACAUGCAUGCACACUGAGUGCCCUCCCAUCACUUUGUGUCUAAAUGUUUUCCACCCAAUCCAAGGGUGGGGGUGGAUGGUGAGCCUGAUCCAUCCUGCUUUUAUAUUUUUCCCCUCAUCCUUACAGCAGCUUUUGGAAUUGGAAGCUCUGAUGAACUGAGGCUCUGGGUCCUUCGGUACAAACUCAUUUAGCACAGCUCAGAGACACAAGCCGGUCCUGCUGUCUAGGCGAGGGGAGGAGGUACAACAUAAUAGCUCUCCUCCUCCCCUGCACAAUCCUAAGGCUGCCCAGCUAAGCGCAUUGCCAGCUUCAGCAUUUGGACAGCGGCUGAAGUAUUUGCACCAAGCUGUGGCUUGAGAAAGGAGCAGCUGCCUAUCUCUCCCUCUCUCCCCCCUUGACUAUGGCCAGCGUCCAACAAGGGGAAAAGCAGCUCUUUGAGAAGUUUUGGAAAGGGACUUUUAAAGCUGUCGCCACUCCAAGAAGAGAGAGUGUUAUUGUUGCCAGUAUUACAGCUCGGAAGCCACUUACAAGCAAUGAUACCUCCAGCUACAUACCCUGUCCAGAGAAAGAGAACAAGUUUGAAGAGCAGAAUGGAAGUUUGGCCAGCUAUGGUGGAAAAGAGAGGUUUGGAAGACAGCACACACCACAGCGUGCACACAGCCACUCAGAAGAUCUUAGCGUUUCCCCUCCGCCUAAAGCAAAGAAAAAGAAGAAGAAAUCUGAGCGCAAGAAGAGGAAAAGGUCUCGCUCGUACAGCCCUUCUCCUGUAAAAAAGAAGAAGAAGAAGAGCUCUAAGAAACGGAAGAGAAACAGGUCUUCCUCCAAAAAAAGAAGACAUGGCUCAUCCAGUCCAAAAAGAAAAAGAAGACAAGAAAAAAAGAACAAAAAGCAGUCACGUGGUAGGUCUCGGAAAUCCCAUCGUCAUCAUCAUCGACAUUCACGCUCAUCAAGCUCAGAACACAGAUCUUCAAGCUGUGAAAACAGACUAUAUGAUCAGUCAAAAGAGGAAAAACAUCGAUCAAAAAGAAAGCGACAAAGAUGUAGAAAUUCUAGGUCCGUAAACAAGAAAGAGAGGAAAGGCAAAAAUCAAUACAGCCCCCUGUCAACAAAAAACAGGUGUAUGCACUCCACCAAUACUGAAAUUUCCCAAUCAGUUACUGGCCUUUUGGUCUCAUCAGAGAGAGGGGUUUGUCGGAAGGAAGGUGGAAACGAGUAUGACUCAGGGAACGAUACAUGCUCUCCUCCUUCAAUGCAGAUAAGCACUUCAAGGCUGAUGGUCAGCCAAGAAAAAGAAAGCCUACCCCACCACGGGUUUCAGCAUGCCUCCGCCUCUGGGAAAACCCCAAAUGGCCCGAGCGACAAUAUCUCUGAUUCAGGCAAUUCAUCGGCCAGUUGCUUCUCUUUCAUAAAGGACACAGCACUUCUCUUGGGAGAUAGUCAGAAACAGAAGAGAGUCCCCUCCUCUUGUCAGGGUUGCCUGGAGGAACAAAAAAUAUCAGAUCUGCUACCAGAUAGAAGCUCCCCAUAUAGUUAUCGAUCUCGGAGCUCAUCAUACAGCACCAGAAGGUCUCACUCUCGUAGCCCAAGCCAUUCAGCAAGUUCCUACUACUCACACCAUCGGUCUUCAUCAGGGAGAAAGUCACGAAGCAGAUCUAGCUCAUCGGAGGCAAGGUCCUACUCAAGAUCUCGCAGCUAUUCCUCAGCUUCAGGCAAAAAAAGCAAUCGCAGCAGAAGCUCGCGGAGUCGGAGGAGUCCAAGCUACUCUCACUACAGCCCAAGCAGGGAGCGUGACAGAAACAGCAAGUAUGGUUCCACUGAGGAGACAAAAAAAGGAGUCCGCAGGAGAAGACGCAGCUCCUACUCUCCUAUGAGGAAGCGUAGACGAGAUUCCCCGAGCCACCUGGAGGCUCGAAGGAUCACCAGUGCUCGCAAGCGACCCAUCCCAUACUACCGGCCUAGCCCAUCCUCUAGCAGUGCCAGCAGUACCCCUUCUUGGUAUAGCACCUGCAGCAGAUCCAGAAGCCGCAGCUUUUCCAGCCAUAGGAGCAGUAGAAGCAGAAGUCCUAGCAGUAGGAGGAGCAGAAGCAGGGACUGGAGCAGAAGUUCUCGGGAGAACAGCCGAAGUCGAAGUUGGAGCCAGAGCUCAGACUCUUGCAACAGCACUAGACGCUAGAUCCUAAGGCUGCCUCAUGAAAAAAGCUCUAAGCAGGUCUACUCAAUGAUUUCUAACAGAUAUCCAAGCCCCAACAAGAAAGUUUCAUUGGAUUCAAGCAAUUAAUUGGAUUUUCCCUAUGCACAGAAGCAGAAAAAAUAGAGAUAAAGACUUAAACUUGGCCUUCACAUUGCACUGAAGACAAGGCUUGCAGGAAAGCUCAGCAUGCAUGAGUAUCCCUGUACUGGAGUUUUAAUGCACCUGCCUGUUCAUAUGUAUUAUAUAAAUAUUCAAAUGAACCGAUGAACUCUAUAUGGAAUGGCAUAUGAACUGUGCCACCCCCUUACAUUUUUAGAUGCCAGAAAAGCGCUUUAAUAUCUUCAGUACUUUGCAGAUUCUUGUUGUGGUACUUUUGAUGAAGCAGUAUAUUACACUGAACAUGUCUCCUCCUAUUUGGAAUAUUAUGAAAAAUCUCCUGAGCCAGAAGAAUCAAUAGCAUAGAAGUGGUUAAGAAUGACUUCAUCUCAAAGCAAAUCUCAGCUGGAUGCAGCUAGAAGAAUGUUCUCCUAUUUCUGUGGAAUGAACUUCUUAAUAACUGGGUGUAUUGACAGUCCAACAGCUGGUUGGUUCAACAUCUGAGCUAAGCCCACUGUUUCAAAACUAGUAAUUACUCUUCUGACUGUGCUAAAUCAUUGAGAUGGUAUCUGAACCAUAUAAUGCAGACGUGCAGUGUUAUGACACCCUUUUUAUUCGCUUCAUUCCAUGCCCAAGAGCCAUUAGCAAGUAAAUGGAAGACAAUUACAAGGGUAACUGAAAUGAGUUGCAAUAGACAAACAGAUGGCUGUGCUAUUAUUUAUUUACUUAUUUAUUUUGUUAUUUAUUAUUUUAAUACUUAAUUUAUAAUGUGGCAAUGGCAUAUUGUGUGAUAUUCUAGUACUAUGUCUUUAUAGCAAACAAUAAUGAUAUACUACUGAUUUCCAAGAUGACGAAAAACAAGGAAAUAGCAAUAUGUGUGCUUCAGCUAUAAUUUAAUCAUGUGAUUUUAUAAAAGCAAACAAAUGCCCAUAUGUCACUUCACAGAAAACUAGUAAAUGGCAUACAAACUUCUAAUACUUUUGUGCUUUGGCCACUGCCUUAUUGUUAGUGAAAAUCAUUUGGGUUAUAUUUCACAAAAGUGAGUACUGCCUGUUAUAAUUGACAUCUUGACAUGCUAAGAUUGACAUCUGUAAGAUAAUCACUCUUAUGCUACCUGCUUUCUUUUGACAACAAUGACAAGGGAACAACCAAUGAUUCCAUAACAUCUUAAAGAUUCACUCUAAGGGGCUGAUUUAUCAACAUUUGAAUUCAAGUUUUUGCCACAAUUCAAAACUGGUGCUAAAACUCAUGGAUUUGAAUCAGAGCUUCCGUAUUCGAAUGUUAAAUAUUUAUUAACCCCCCCAAAAAAUGGAAAAACUUGCACACAAUCCUUUGGCAUGUAAAAGCUUGCAAGUCUAUGCAUGGGAGUUAUCAUAGCCAAAAUAUAAGCAGUUUUUUUUCAUUGUUAGUUUUUACAGUUUUUUGUAGAGUCUGCAGAUCCAUUGAAAAUCAUUAGUAAAAUGCAAGUUUGAUGCACAAUCGAGUUUUAUUUGAAUUGGAAAAAAAACUAAAAUUGAAAAAUUCUAAUUUUUGAUUAUCCUCCCCAUGCCAUCUGCAACAAUAUUUAACUCUAGUUAAAUAAUGGAGCCAAUUAUAAUGCAGUUUGGUCACAAAUGAAUAGAAUAAACCAUCAGCCUAUAUGCACCUUCUUUGACAGACAAGAGGGGGAGAGAGACAAAACCUGCUUAAAUGUGAAUUAGUUUUGUUCUUACUUACUGGUCACAACAAGCUCAAGUUGUAAAUUCAACAU
Xenopus tropicalis (tropical clawed frog) is the source of this 4106-nucleotide messenger RNA. RefSeq names its product serine/arginine repetitive matrix 4 (gene srrm4). NCBI's taxonomy places the organism in Eukaryota, Metazoa, Chordata, Amphibia, Anura, Pipidae. The record is from RefSeq and is a predicted model, not a curated record. The coding region runs from base 470 to 2242 and encodes 590 amino acids. The transcript has 13 exons.